This is a messenger RNA of Solanum tuberosum (potato), 5058 nucleotides long. RefSeq lists its product as uncharacterized. The coding region runs from base 388 to 4707 and encodes 1439 amino acids. The transcript is spliced from 22 exons. NCBI's taxonomy places the organism in Eukaryota, Viridiplantae, Streptophyta, Magnoliopsida, Solanales, Solanaceae. The record is from RefSeq and is a predicted model, not a curated record.
AACAAAAACCCCAAAAUCCCAUCAGCUCCCCCGCUUCCCCUCAUCUUCCUUCUCAUUUUCACUUUUUCCCCAUUUGCUCACCUCAUCUCCCACUUUCCUCUCUCUCUAAGCACCCUUUUCUUCCUAACCUCUCUGUCUCCUUUCCCACGAGAUUCUCCAUCAAAAAUAGAUUUUUUUUUAGGGUUUUCUCUGCUACCAAGACUCUGUUUUUAUCUAUAUUUAUAGCUGUUUUUCUACUUUUCUUGCAAAAACCCAAGUGGGUUUUGCUAAAUAUAAUCUUAAUCUUUGUUUGGGCGGAGUUUUUGAGGUGGGUUUUUGUUCUUCUUCGUUUUGCGAUGCAAUCCGAUCUUUAUCACUGUCAGAUGUGAUGACUAUUUUUGUUAGUCAAUGGCUUUAUCUCUAUCUUUCUUCGCCACACUUCAUUUGACCCUACUCUUCUUAGUGUUUCUCGUAAACCCUUUAGCGAUUAAUGGUUAUUCAGACGAGGAUAUAGACUCUGAGUUCAUUCUUUUCCAUCAAGAUUAUACCCCACCGGCGCCACCACCUCCGCCGCCGCACCCGCCGUCGGUAUCAUGUGAGGAUGAUCUAGGAGGUGUUGGAUCGUUGGAUACUACUUGUAAGAUUGUAUCCAAUGUCAAUAUAACCAAGAGUGUGUAUAUAGAAGGGAAGGGGAAUUUUUAUGUCCUUCCUAAUGUUACCUUUAAGUGUACUUUCCUGGGUUGCGAAAUUGGAAUUAAUGUCACUGGGAACUUUACUUUGGGUGAGAAUUCCGUGAUUCUAGCUGGAACGUUCCAGCUGGUGGCAGAUAAUGCUACGUUUAGUAAUAGUUCUGCUGUGAAUACCACUGGUUUGGCUGGUUCAGCGCCUGCUCAGACGAGUGGGACACCACAAGGAGUGGAGGGAGCAGGUGGGGGUUAUGGUGGAAGAGGGGCUGGUUGUUUGACGGAUAAAAAGAAGAUGCCGGAGGAUGUCUGGGGCGGUGAUGCUUAUGGAUGGUCCACAUUGCAAACACCGUGGAGUUAUGGAAGUAAAGGUGGGACAACGAGUAAGACCGUGGACUAUGGUGGGGGUGGAGGUGGAAGAUUAAUGCUGUUGGUGGACAAGUUUCUAGAAGUGAAUGGCAGUUUGUUGGCUGAUGGAGGUGAUGGAGGUGUCAAAGGUGGCGGCGGCUCUGGUGGUAGCAUCCAGAUAAGAGCUUAUAAGAUGACUGGAAUUGGUAGAAUAAGUGCUUGUGGAGGUGAUGGUUUUGCUGGUGGAGGUGGUGGAAGAGUUUCUGUGGAUAUUUUUAGUAGACACGAUGAACCAGAAAUCUUUGUAUAUGGAGGAAGCAGUCGUGGUUGCGCAGAAAAUGCUGGCGCAGCCGGAACUUUCUAUGAUAAUGUCCCCCGCAGUCUUACUGUCAACAACCACAAUAGAUCAACUUCUACAGACACACUCCUGUUGGAUCUUCCCCAGCCCCUUCUGACGAAUGUUUAUAUUCGCAACCACGCUAAGGCUGCUGUCCCCUUGCUGUGGAGUCGCGUUCAGGUCCAAGGUCAAAUUAGCCUGUUGUGUCAAGGAACACUGAGCUUUGGGCUGGCACGUUACGCGAUGUCAGAGUUUGAAUUAUUGGCAGAAGAGCUAUUGAUGAGUGAUUCUGUAAUUAAGGUUUUUGGAGCGCUACGAAUGUCUGUCAAAAUGUUUCUGAUGUGGAAUUCACAAAUGGUAAUUGAUGGUGGUGGUGAUCAAAAUGUUGAGACAUCAAUGGUUGAGGCUAGUAACCUAAUUGUUCUUAAGGAGUCAUCUCAAAUUCGUUCGAAUGCAAAUCUUGGAGUUCAUGGCCAAGGGUUGCUGAAUUUGUCUGGACCAGGAGAUGCUAUUGAAGCUCAAAGACUAGUACUGUCUUUGUUUUACAGUGUCAACAUUGGGCCAGGAUCCGUUUUGCGUGGUCCUUCACGAAAUGCGACAGCAGAUGCUGUGAAACCAAAGUUGAACUGUGAUAGUCCAGGUUGUCCUUUUGAAUUGCUCCAUCCCCCUGAAGACUGCAAUGUGAACUCUUCAUUGUCCUUUACUUUACAGAUCUGUCGAGUUGAAGAUAUCCUUGUUGAAGGCCUCAUAGAAGGAUCUGUUGUUCAUUUCCACAGAGCAAGGACUAUAGAUGUGCAACCUUAUGGAAUUAUUAGCACAUCGGGAAUGGGCUGCACUGGAGGAGUAGGCCAAGGAAAAGUUCUGAGCAAUGGUCUUGGUAGUGGUGCUGGUCAUGGUGGUGAAGGCGGAUAUGGAUAUUAUAAUGGAAGCUGCAUUGGGGGUGGCAUCACAUAUGGAGAUCCCACUUUGCCAUGUGAACUCGGCAGUGGAAGUGGGAAUAGUAGCCUAGCUGGAUCAACUUCUGGUGGUGGCGCUCUUGUGAUAGGUUCAUCGGAGCAUCCCCUGAUAUCUUUGUCGGUUAAAGGCAAAGUUGUCUCUGACGGGGACAGCUUUGAAGAAAGCUUCGGGAAAUAUUAUCUAACUAGAGGUCAGUACAUAGGGCCUGGAGGUGGAUCCGGUGGAAGUAUUCUAUUAUUUUUGAAAUCACUGGAUGUUGGUGAAUCUGGCAUCAUGUCAAGCAUUGGAGGGACUAGCAGUUCCAGUGGUGGUGGAGGUGGAGGUGGUGGGCGGAUACACUUUCACUGGUCAGAAAUUCCUACUGGUGAUGUGUAUCAACCUUUAGCGACUGUGAAUGGAAGCAUCUAUACAAGGGGUGGAUCGGGUGGAGAGCAAGGUGGUAUUGGUGGAAGUGGAACUUUGUCUGGAAAGCCGUGUCCAAGAGGGCUUUAUGGGAUUUUCUGUGCGGAAUGCCCACUUGGUACUUUCAAGAAUGUCACGGGAUCUGAUAGAGCCCUUUGUAUUUCAUGCCCAAAUGAUGAACUCCCACAUCGAGCUGUUUAUAUUUCUGUUCGAGGUGGUGUUACGGAACGUCCUUGUCCUUACCAAUGUGUUUCAGAGAGAUACCAUAUGCCUCAUUGUUAUACAGCUCUUGAAGAACUAAUCUACACAUUUGGAGGGCCGUGGCUGUUUGUUUUUCUCCUUUUAGGUUUUCUCAUUUUGUUAGCCUUAGUUCUUAGUGUAGCUCGGAUGAAGUAUGUUGGUGUCGAUGAGUCACCUGGUCCUGCUCCCACACAACAGGGUUCUCAAAUUGAUCACUCAUUUCCGUUUCUGGAGUCGCUCAAUGAGGUUUUGGAAACAAAUAGGGUUGAGGAGUCACAAAGCCAUGUCUAUAGAUUGUACUUUUUGGGUCCGAAUACAUUCAGUGAACCCUGGCAUCUGUCUCAUACUCCUCCCCAGCAAAUAAAAGAAGUCGUAUAUGAGGGUGCCUUCAACACCUUUGUGGAUGAGAUUAAUACUAUUGCUGCCUACCAAUGGUGGGAAGGAGCAGUGCAUAGCAUUCUUUGUAUCCUUGUGUAUCCUCUUGCAUGGUCAUGGCAGCAAUGGCGGCGUAGAAUAAAGUUACAACGUCUUCGUGAAUUUGUUCGGUCAGAAUACGAUCAUGCUUGCUUACGUUCUUGUCGAUCACGUGCUCUUUAUGAGGGGCUGAAGGUUGCAGCAACACCUGAUCUAAUGCUAGCAUAUGUGGACUUUUUUCUUGGCGGUGAUGAGAAGCGAAGCGAUCUGCCUCCUAGUCUUCACCAGAGGUUUCCGAUGUCUCUUCUAUUUGGUGGUGAUGGAAGUUAUAUGGCUCCACUCUCUUUGAAUAAUGAUAACGUUAUUACCAGUCUGAUGAGUCAGUCCAUUCCUCCUACGACAUGGUACCGUCUUGUGGCUGGUUUGAAUGCUCAGUUGCGUUUAGUACGCCGGGGUUGCCUUAGUACAAUGUUUCGCCCAGUGCUAAGAUGGCUCGAGACUUUUGCCAAUCCUGCUUUAAGGAUUUAUGGUAUCCGCGUAGAUCUGGCGUCGUUCCAAGCAACAACCGACAGCUAUACUCAAUUUGGACUUUUGGUGUGUGUUAUCGAAGAAGAAACUGGACUACUGCCUUUUGAAGAUCUUGAUGAAGGUUCCAGAAGUGAACAACUAUCAUGUGAUAGCAGCAUAGACGGGCAGAAUCCUGCGGGUUAUCUAAGAGAUGAAUCAAUUUUAAGGGGGGAUGACAAAGGCACUGUAAAGCGGAAGUUUUACGGUGGGAUUUUAGACAUUGACAGCUUAAAGAUGCUCAAGGAGAAAAGAGAUCUGUUUUAUGUUCUCUCUUUUCUAAUCCAUAACACUAAACCAGUUGGUCAUCAGGAUCUUGUUGGUUUGGUCAUUUCGAUAUUGCUGCUGGGCGAUUUUAGUUUAGUGCUGCUUACUUUGCUCCAGCUGUAUUCGAUUUCCUUGGCAGAUGUCUUUUUGGUUUUGUUUGUUUUACCUCUUGGGAUGUUACUUCCAUUUCCUGCUGGAAUUAAUGCUCUCUUCAGUCAUGGGCAAAGGCGUUCUGCUGGUCUUGCACGUGUAUAUGCUUUGUGGAACAUUACAUCCCUGAUUAAUGUUAUUGUCGCAUUUGUCUGUGGAUAUGUCCACUAUAUCACCCAGUCAAGCCGAAAGCUUCCUUACUUCCAGCCAUGGAACAUGGAUGAAAGUGAGUGGUGGAUAUUUCCUUUUGCACUGGUUCUGUGUAAAUGUAUCCAAUUGCAGCUCGUAAAUUGGCAUGUUGCUAAUCUGGAGAUUCAAGACAGGUCGUUGUAUAGCAAUGACUUUGAACUGUUUUGGCAAUCAUAAUACUCAGCUGAGCAGAGGAAUAUAUUCCGCUAACACCCUAUCUUUUUUCUGGGUUCAUUUUGAUUUUUCUGCAUCACCCACUUUUUGCCUUUUUAUAGUCAUUUAGAUAGUGAAUUGUCACAGAUGUAGAAAGGAAUUGGGUAGAAAACAGAAGAAAGUUGAAAGAGUAGAUAGACAUACUGAGAGAGGCAUUCAUUGUGUAACACCCCCCACCUUUGGUUGUGCAGUUGUGUUUCUUCACUGUAAAUAUCCAAGAGAUCCCUCCCUCCCUCUUCUGGAAAUUCUAAUGUAAUCUUAAGGGUGAUGUUCAUUAGUUUAUUUUAUUCAAUAAGAUGUGCUUUCCUACCUUAA